Molecule: messenger RNA, 378 nt
Organism: Dichomitus squalens LYAD-421 SS1
Lineage: Eukaryota; Fungi; Basidiomycota; Agaricomycetes; Polyporales; Polyporaceae
Exons: 1
Coding region: 1-378 (125 amino acids)
Source: RefSeq, a predicted model, not a curated record
AUGCCUACGACGCGCAUCGGUCAGCUCGCGGAGUCCCAUUUCGGGGAUUCCGGACGCUGCCUGCAGCUGCUCUCACACGGUUUCCUCAGGAACAUGUCGAUCGUCCACAACGGUCCCAAGCGUGCCUACACUUCUUCGCGCACUGGGAAGACCGGAAGCAUCCCCCGCCUUCUCCCAUCCCGUCGCUCCGCGGCUGCGCCCAUCUACGUCGCGUUUCCAAAGACCGCCCAUGUAUUUGGUGUCGUGCGUAUCACCGUCCACGAGGCGGUCUUAGCGCAUCUCGGAGGCAUUGACCAAUAUACCCUCGUCACAAACUCGGCCCCUGGCGUGCCCUCGUCUUGCGGGCCGUCCCCGCAUUCAAUAGAUCUGAGGGCAUGA